Messenger RNA from Neolamprologus brichardi, 3251 nucleotides. RefSeq names its product synaptotagmin VIIb (gene syt7b). The record is from RefSeq and is a predicted model, not a curated record. Gene Ontology annotation, biological process: vesicle fusion; calcium ion-regulated exocytosis of neurotransmitter. Gene Ontology annotation, molecular function: calcium ion binding; calcium-dependent phospholipid binding; SNARE binding. Gene Ontology annotation, cellular component: synaptic vesicle; axon; plasma membrane. NCBI's taxonomy places the organism in Eukaryota, Metazoa, Chordata, Actinopteri, Cichliformes, Cichlidae.
GAGAGAGAAAGUGAGAGAGAUAGCGAGAGCGAGCCAAAACACAUACUCCCAACAUCACUUAGACUAUCUUCUCCAGCACAACAAGGGGAGGAGGACGCACAAGUGGAGGCGCGUCCAUGCGUGCCAACCGGCAGACGAACAAGACAUUAAAGCGGGCAAAGGACCACAAAUAAAUUGGAAUAAGACUGAACUCUUUGGAAAAGCGCACAGCUUUGCAAAAAAAACCCCAAACAAACAACACGCCCCAAAAAAAGACAGUCUAGAUGAGUGAAUGGUAAGAAGAGUCAUGCAUCUCAACGGAGGAGCAGAUAACAGCAAAGGCUCAGUGUCUCUCAGUGUAUUCCUGGUGUCUGUCGCAUUCAUAGUAUGUGCCAUUUGGCUGGUAGCUCUGUGUGGCGUCUGCACCUGGUGCCAACGUAAACUGGGGAAGAGGAAUAAGCCCGGGAUGGAGGCUGCCAGCUCUCCAGAUUCAGUGAGAGGUCGAGGGGAAAAUAAAGCCAUCAACGAUCUAGACAGAGACUUUUGGAAUAACAAUGACAGCAGCAAUGUCCAACAGAGGUGGAGCUCCUACCCACCCAAGGAGUUCCUCUUAAACAUGUCUCCCUAUGCACCCUACGGAGAUCCCCGCCUCACGCCCAAUGGGGCUGUGGAUAAGGGUGGGCAGGGUGGUGCUGGACCCUCACCGGGGGCCAGUGACAGCGGGGGUGGUGCUUGCUCUGGGACUGGGGCAGGGCCCAGUCGCAGCGACAGCGUGCGGAGCAUGGUGACGGGGGGCAGCAAGGCCGGGCGCUGGCAGACGGUCCAGAGCCACAUGCAUGCCGGAGGCCUGCGGUUUAGCAACUUUGGGGACGCUUCCCUUUCAUCAGCUUCCACCCUGGAGCACAUCCCGUCCUCGGCUGUGGCACGCCCUCGGCCCCUGGUCCGGCAGCAGAGCCUCCAACAGCCCCUCACUCACCAGCCUCCUCCGGGUCCCAACGACCCCCCAGUCACCUCGCAGAGUCUGGGCCAGUUGCACACAGGCCCAGGCGGGGGGGGCCACCGUGGGGGCCCGCGGGGGGUCCGGGGGAGUCCGGCUGGAGCCUCCCGGUACAGAGGAACAGGGACAGGCCGAUCAAGGUCAAAUCCAGGCAGCUGGGACCACAUGGUGGAGCAAAUCCGAACCCGAGGUCUGGAUGUUAAGUCGUUCCUUGAGGGGAAGAUGGUUGUUCUGUCUCUAGCAAUCGGGCUGGCUGAACAGGAUGACUUUGCCAACCUCCCAGAUCUACAGGAAGCGCCAGCGAGCAAAGAAAAUGAAACCACACCAGAGAAAAGAACUCCAGGUAACAAACCAGGCAGCAGCCCCAGAGGUCAGACUCCAGACGAGACCGGACGCCGCCAUGGGCAGGGCCACGAAGCCAACUCUACUGCUUCUGACUUGGCCAACUCGGUCACCAGUGACAUGCUCAUGCUGUCACCAGGUUCAGAGGAAGAAGAACAUGAGGGUCCAGUGUGUGAAAAGCUGGGUCGUAUUCAGUUCAGUGUUGGAUACAGUUUUCAAGACUCCACUCUCACUGUGAAAAUUCUCAAAGGCCAAGAUUUGCCAGCUAAGGACUUUUCUGGCACCUCUGACCCAUUUGUCAAACUAUACCUGCUGCCAGACAAGAAGCACAAACUGGAGACAAAAGUGAAGAGGAAGAAUCUAAACCCCCACUGGAACGAGACCUUCCUUUUCGAAGGGUUCCCCUAUGAGAAGGUGGUUCAGAGGACCCUGUAUCUCCAGGUUCUUGACUACGAUCGCUUCAGCAGGAACGACCCAAUAGGAGAGGUGUCCAUCCCACUCAACAAGCUGGACCUAGCCAACAUGCAGACUUUCUGGAAGGAGCUGAAACCAUGUAGCGAUGGCAGUGGAAGUCGAGGGGAUCUGUUGGUGUCUCUGUGUUACAACCCCACAGCCAACACCAUCACUGUGAGCAUCAUCAAAGCCCGCAACCUCAAAGCCAUGGACAUUGGAGGCACUUCUGACCCCUACGUAAAAGUGUGGUUGAUGCACAAGGACAAACGUGUGGAGAAGAAGAAGACGGUGGUAAUGAAGCGCUGUCUGAACCCUGUUUUCAACGAGUCCUUCCCCUUUGACGUGCCUGCCCACGUGCUGAGGGAGACCACCAUAAUUAUCACCGUCAUGGACAAGGACAGACUCAGCCGCAAUGAUGUCAUUGGGAAGAUUUAUCUUUCAUGGAAGAGUGGCCCUGCAGAGGUAAAACACUGGAAAGACAUGAUGGGUCAUCCUCGCACUGCCGUGGCCCAGUGGCAUGCUCUUAAGGCCUGAAGGACCCAGCAGCCCACCUGCCUACAUUGUUUUCCCCUCAAGAAUCCCCCCACCCUGCCCCUGCCCUCGGCACAUAUCCCCUACUACCUAAAUGCACUGUUGGGCUUCAGACCAUCUAUCAUCUCUUUGUUCUCAGGCCUCUUUGAUAUUCCUCGCCCUCAGUUCUCAUGACACCUUCCUUAGAUUUCACCCAUGUCAAGAUCUGAUUCCCGCCUGACCCUGUCUCAUCCGUUUGUCUGAACUUAAAAAUGUCUUUGAUGUCAUAUGCUCUCCUUGUUCCAUCUUUCUUUUUUUCUCAUUUUUUUCUUCCACCAUGUUUCCCUAAUGUUUUACAUCAGAGCAGUACCUCUUAACACCCGUAAUUACAAACUACCAACCAAAAAUGGAUCAAACAGGCAUUCCAACCAUCCGCUGUGGCAGUGUGUUUGUUUGAUUGUUUGCUUGAUUGUUUGAAUCCUUCUGUGUUUCUGUCUCUUUUCCUACAUUCCUUUAAAAUGCCUAAAAAAAAAAAAUCAGGAAAAGCGGCACAGGCAACAGAAGAGCUGUAUUUAAAAUGGACAGGAACUGGACUCUGUCACUCAUCAUGUUUUUCACUCUUCACUCCUCCUCCUCCUGCUACCACUGUAAUAAUUCUCCCUUGGCUGGAACCCUUUGUCGUCUGUGCGUGCUGUGGGUGAUGUGCUGUAAUCCCAAAUGAAGAUCGUCAAGAAAAAAACAAGAAAAAAAGGAUAUGAACAUGAACAUUUAGCACUGGUCUAAAAGGGGCAAGUGUCAAACUGCUUUCCUAUUUUCUUUAACUCCCGAUGGACAGAAAAAAAGAGUAAGGUGAUUAAUGUUGUGUUUUCUUUAUUUAUUUAAUGAGUUUUGCUUCGAAAGAACUUAGAGAAUCAACCUGUUCUUCCAGAAAAUAAGCAAAAAGCAGCUUCCACGAGUGUGGAAGUGUGGG